Messenger RNA from Linum tenue, 2680 nucleotides. The record is from the annotation of a GenBank genome assembly. NCBI's taxonomy places the organism in Eukaryota, Viridiplantae, Streptophyta, Magnoliopsida, Malpighiales, Linaceae.
AUGCAUGAAGGGGGAGAUGACGUGGGAAAUGUCGCUCCCUUCCUUGCCGAUGACGACCCUGCAGAUCACAUGGACCCGGAUGAUCAGGCUGACCGCAUGACACCUCCUGGGACCAUAAGCAACCCGGAUAAUGAUGAGACCUCCGAGUUCGCAUCACCUCUUGGGCGAAAAUUGCUAGAGGCUAACCCAUCAGGGAAGAUUUUCGGAGCCGUUGAAUUGGUAGAGCGAGUGUGCCAGAGGGCUGUGGACUCUGCUCGACCUUAUUCUUUGUUGUGCUGGUUGUUUUUUCCUGUUUGGAAUAGUGUGUACAGUGAUCUUCAGGAAAUGGGAUGCAUAGCGUCUACACCUAAGGAUGCUGGUGGAAACAGGAGGAGACCUGCAAGUAUAGGAGAGCUUUCUGUCUAUGUUCCGGGGUUUCGAAUACCUAAACCUGUUGAUUUCUCUCAGGCUCUCGGCGACCAGUUGUCGAAGAACUUAGUUGAACGACUCUCUGCUCUAAGAACCCGGAUUGUGGUUAUGGCCGGCCAAGAAGCACCGACUGUUACUAGAACACGAAGGAGAAGUGCUACACAACAUGGCGGUUCAACAUUGGCUGAUCUUCAUCAGGCUCUUGAAGAUUACUUGCCUGUUCUUUUGGGUUUAGUUAAAGAUGGUAGCCAACUACAACACAAUAUCCAAUUUGUGUGGGUAAAUCAAGAGGAUGAGGCAGAGGAGACGUCAAUGUCAAAUGCAUGGUAUGAGGUACUGUCUGUUUUGCACUUGAUGGCAGUUCUAUCAUUAUCACAGGCAAACUUGUUACUUCUCCCAAGAACAUCGGCCGAUGGUUAUCAGCCAAAAGUAUCAGAAGAAAGCAGGCGGGCAUCGGUUGACAUAUUCUUGAAGGCCGCUGGAUACUUGGAUUGUGCAGUUAGGCAUGUUCUUCCACAUUUACCUGCUGCGCUGAGGAGAGACUUGCCAGUGGACCUUGCCGAAGGAGUUCUUCGAGCACUUUGUCUACAGGCCUUGGGGCAGACCGUUGAUAUCCAACUCGGGAUGGCAAUUGAUAGUGCCAAAGCAACGCUGGCAGUGAAACGGAGGCUUGCAUGCGAGAUGGUUAAGUAUUGGCAGCAGGCUCAAGAUAACAUAAUGAAUCUUCCACUAGCAAAUGGUUGGGGAGAAAAGCACAGACUUUUCAUCAAAUGGAAAUAUGUGGAGGCAAGGGCUGGUGCAUAUUAUUAUCACGGCUUGAUCCUGGACGAAGGCAACACCGAGAAAUCUCAUGGGAUGGCGGUAGCUGCGUUGCAAGCUGCAGAUGAAUACUUCAAAGAAAGUAAAAGGUCAUGCGAGGCAUUCAAUUUAGCCACUCCCACGUCAAGAAAUCCACCACUUUGGGGAACCAUGAAGUUCCUGUCAGAGAAAAUCCCUAGAGAUACUUCCAGCAAAGUGCGCAUAAAUCGUGAUCUCUACUCGCACGAAAAGAUCAUGGAGACGGCACCUACUUUGCCAGAUUUCGCGUUAGCCCUGAAACCUGAUGACUAUCAGCUUCCUGUCGUUGAUCCCUCAUGGAACGAUGAAAACAACCGAGGGCCACCAGCUGCAAAUGCCAACCACUUAAGAGCUGAAGGCAGCUAAGAGGGGGUAUACAAUACAUUUCCAGCAAACAAGCGUAAUGCUGCACAGAAACCAAAUCGUCGAACUUCCAACACGGGUACAGCCAUCGAAAAACAGGGGUUCAACAGUUCUUCCAACAUUAUGGAGGGCACAAAAGGGACAAGAUGGUGUCAUUGUUCUUUCUCUAUUUUAGUUUGCCAAGCAAAGUUUGUUUGUUAAAGUCGCUGUUGUGUGUAAAUUAGGUCUCUUCUCUCCAUUGAAAGAACAAAAGAAAAUACUUGGUGUACUAAAUUCUAAUGCAAAUUCAAUGGAACUAUCCUUCCCAGCCACUAAAAAUUCUCCUGCGUGUAAAACUGAAAUCACAGCAAUAAGAGUUCGUUUCCUUUCCAUGCAUUGUUUUGUCAAUUAUACAUUGUGUAAUUCUACAAGGAAAUCAGCAUUCUAGUUUUUGGCAUCUCAUAUCACAGCUACAAUGGAUUAUCCAUAGUGAAGAUGACGUUCUAAUCCUCUUCGAUCAUUUCAGCUGCCUGCCUCUCCUUCUCUUGUUCCUCCAUAAGUUUGUACAGUGCUUUCUGUGUCCGUCGGUCAAGCUUCUCAAGCUUCUUCUGAACAUCCCGACGCAGGUCCCAGUUUGGUUUCUUUGGAGCAAUGUUGAGGAAAGGAUCCUCUUUCUUCUCCGGUGAUGGAGGGGCUGCUGCAAUCGGAUCUUCAAACUUUGGUAGCACUGGUGGAGCAAGCCUUCCCUCCUGAAGCUCCUUGGCUUGAGGUACAUAGUUGCGAAACUUCAAUCCUGCAUUAUCGCCAUUAGCUGUUUCGUCCUCCUGAUCCGUCUUAUCCUCGACUUGUUCUGAACCCUCAUCCGGGGUGCUCAUAAGCUCCUUAGCAGCUUUAAGAUUCAUUAGCCUCUCACGCCGCGCCACCGCAGCUUGUUCGAUGGAAUCCUCCUCACUCGUCAUUGUUUCGUUUUACCUGCAUCUCCGGCAGGCCCGCCGUCGAGCCUCUGAAACUGUAAAACUCCCUGUUAUGACUUCUGAGUUCCGAUACCGACAACUGAUUUGCUUCAGCGGCGCCCUUCGUCAGCAACUUUAUU